Messenger RNA from Nilaparvata lugens (brown planthopper), 534 nucleotides. RefSeq lists its product as uncharacterized. The coding region runs from base 79 to 429 and encodes 116 amino acids. The record is from RefSeq and is a predicted model, not a curated record. Lineage: Eukaryota; Metazoa; Arthropoda; Insecta; Hemiptera; Delphacidae. The transcript has 2 exons.
GCGGAUAUAACUAGGCGAUUGUUUCUGUGAUGAUUGUAACAUGAGGCAGAUGGCUUGAUCAGAUGCUGUCUUCGGUGGAUGGACGGUGAUGUGGGCGGUCGGCGGUCCGGGCUGCUCUUCAACGUGGUCGGCAACGUCCUUGGACUCCUGGUGUCCGGCGCGCGGUGGUACGAGCUGUCCCUCUAUGCCACGAAUGAUGUCCUCGGCUUGGCUGGUGAUGUCGUCCAGUCCCUCUCGGCGUUCGGCGGGGUGCGGCGCGACUUCAGUCUUGACACUCUCGGUAGGUUGGUCUUCCAUAUAUGUGUCACGUUCGUUUGUCUGUUUUAUGACCUCUCCUUCGAGUGUGUUUACUUCCGCAUGCGUGGGUUCAGUCUCUGGUCCAAUAUUGAUUUCCUUUGCAUGACACUUCUCCUCAAUUUGCCGUCCUAAUAUCUUGCUUUCUUCCGCUGCUUCCUUCAACCUUUGUUCUGAUUUUUCAAAAUCUUGUUCACUUGCCUUCUCCAUCUGUUGGAUUUCCCUCUUUAAUUCUUCUCU